Pongo pygmaeus (Bornean orangutan) is the source of this 2148-nucleotide messenger RNA. Its product is annotated as mammaglobin-A. Gene Ontology annotation, biological process: androgen receptor signaling pathway. The record is from RefSeq and is a predicted model, not a curated record. The coding region runs from base 76 to 438 and encodes 120 amino acids. Lineage: Eukaryota; Metazoa; Chordata; Mammalia; Primates; Hominidae. The transcript has 2 exons.
CUGGGUGCUCACCUCCACAGCGGCUUCCUUGAUCCUUGCCACCCACGACUGAACAUCGACAGCAGCAGCCUCACCAUGAAGCUGCUGAUGGUCCUCAUGCUGGCGGCCCUCCCCCUGCACUGCUACGCAGGCUCUGGCUGCCCCUUAUUGGAGAAUGUGAUUUCCAAGACAAUCAAUCCACAAGUGUCUAAGACUGAAUACAAAGAACUUCUUCAAGAGUUCAUAGACAACAAUGCCACUGCAAAUGCCAUAGACGAAUUGAAGGAAUGUUUUCUUAACCAAACUGAUGAAACUCUGAGCAAUGUUGAGGUGUUUAUGGUAAUUUCAUUUUCUUCCUAUAAGCUUUGUAAAUCCCCUGACCAGGGACAAGUGGGCUCUUCAUUUCUCACUGACAAUGCCAAAGCCACUAGUGAACAAGCCUUUUCUUACAUUGGUUAAUUUAGUUGAAUGGUUAGUCUAAUGACUUUGCCAUCAAGAAAAACAUCCAGUGUCCCUGUGUUGUCACCCUACCCAGAUAAUCCUCAGUGGAUGACAAAAGAAUAGGGCAAGAGAGGAAAAGGAAAUGUCAGGAGAAGGCUUACCUAUCCCCAGAGCUCUCUAGUUCAUGCUCACAAACACAGACACAAUCACACAAACACAGAAACACACAUACACACAUCCAGAUAUAUGCAAACACACAGACACAGUCACAAUCACACAAACACACACACAUUCAGACAUACACAGACACAGAGAGGCAAAGAGACACAGACACAAUCCCACCAGCACACAACCAUCCAGACACAAACACAAACACACAGACACAACACAACCACAGAAACACAGAGACACACACAAACACACUCAGGCACACACACACAAACACAUGUUCACUCUCUAGAGAAAAAAACAAUUUUCCAGAAGACCUGCACCUAUAGACCAAUCUGCAGAGAGAAGUUCUCUUCUUCAAAAAAAAUGUAAAAGUAUUCUUUAAAAUGCCCUAUUUUUGGAUAGAGUUUGGAAAAUACCAUUUGAGCAAGAUUCUAUACAUCUUAAAUAAAAAGAAUUUAAAAUGCAUUUCCAGGCAAUCAUAAUUUGCUAGCAUAAAUGAUGAGAAACCUUGGACUAUCCAAUAGGCAACUGCAAAUCAUAGGUAUGAAACCACUAUGGAGGAAAGAAUUGUCUCAAACAAAAACCAAUAGUUCUGUAUUUCUUUCUAAUUAUACAUGUAUAUCAUUGAGAGUUUUCUUUAGCAUUUAUUCCCUAUGCUAAAAUUCUUCUUUACUCUUUUCCUGGUAAAAAAGUUAGAAAUAUACCAACCUCCAUUAGGAUGAAAGUGAACAUCACCUCAGGAAACCCUGACACUUUCUACAACGUGGAUGAACCUUGAGGACAUUAUAGUGAGUGAAGCAAGGAGUCACAGAAACACAAAUGCUGCAUGACCCAUGCAUCUGGGAAUCUAGGGAGCCAGAUUCAGAGACAGUGGAAAAAAAAAAAACAGUGGUUGUCAGGACUUGGGUGCAGAGAAGAAGGGAGAGUCAUAUGUAAUGGGUCUGGAGUUUCAGUUGUGCAAAACAGUAAUAUUCUGGAGUUAGGUUGCACAACCACAUGAAUAUACAGAACACUCCAAACUGUCCCCUUAAAAUGGCAAAUUUUAUGAGAUGUACAUUUUACCACUAUUAAUAAUUUGUUAAAAACUAAAUAUCAACUGCAGGGAAGGGUGAUGGAUUUGUUUCUUUAAAAGCUUCCUUAGACAGAUCAUAGUCUGCAGCUCCAAUAAUUAGUAGAGCACAAUGGUGGUGGCAGAGGGCGUCAGACUGCUGGGAUGCUGGGAAUAUUUCCACAAUGGAGGGUUAGACGAGAACUCAAAGUUUCACUUUUUUUUUUUUUUUUGCAUUUGAGCUAACAUUUUAACAAUCUUGUGAAAAUAGGCAAUAUAGUCACAUAUUUGUGGAAUACAUUAUUUCAAAGAACAACAAACACAGAGAAAAAUAUUUUAAAAGUCCAUCGUGAGGGAAAUGAUCCAGAAACAACAGCUCUUCUACUUCCAGCCCUAACUGUCUGGGAUGCUAGAUGUUUGUGGGCAAACCCUGGAAAAUGAUAAGCUUCUGUUUUUCAAGAUUUUACUUUGUUAGAGAGUGCAGAAAAUCUAAGUGAUGUCUCUGUUUU